CCUACACGUAACGUUCUUCACCCCUUUAGCGAAGCGCCUACGAGUUGGACAACUCAUCCCUAAAACGAUUCACCAAACCACGAUACACCUGCGAUGCAUCCGCGAAACCAACCAACCUAGACGCCAACGAAGAUGCAAUAAUAUCACCAAGUCGAGUCCCUAGCCAGUCACGCGACGUCUCGACGAAACAGCCGUCCAACAACAAUUCCCGUCGCAGAGCCUGGUAUACGCGCCCGCCGGUAUUCCUUGUGUUGCUACGGCUCCUUUUUUCCUCCUCUGCUGCCGCCAACAUCACCACCUAGCCGUACGGGACGGGAAGUGGGGGCAGGCAGUAUUUAUGGAAUUCCUCAAGUCGGCGGUGGCAUCCGCCAUCGCUCAGGGCCCGCCUUUCCCCUAUACCUUUGGCGACAAGGUCGACGUCGACGCAUCCAUAUGGACUCUCUACAACGGGACACGGCGGGCCGACGGAUCCAACUGCAGCAUCUUCUCCUUCGACGUCGCCGCCAACAAGGCGCGCCUCCCUCUCGCCAAGAAUGCGCUCAAGAAAUUACGCACGAUGCGACACCCUGGCGUCAUCAAAGUGCUGGACACCGUCGAGACCGAUAGCUAUAUAUACAUCGCGACCGAAAGGCUGGUGCCCCUGAGGUGGCAUGUUAAGAGGAAGAGUCUGAGUCCCGAGACCAUCAAAUGGGGCUUAUACAGCGUCGCGCGCACCGUCAAGUUCAUCAACGACGAGGGCACCUCCAUCCACGGCAGCCUGCGCGUCGCGUCCAUAUACACCUCCGAGAGCGGCGAGUGGAAACUGGGCGGAUUCGAGAUACUGAGCAACGUGAAGGAUGACGAGGCCAUCAUAUACACGUACGGGAGUCUGGUGCCAGAAUCCGCAAGAUACACGCCGCCGGAACUCGCACGGUCGGGCUGGGACGCGAUCAAGCGCGGCCCGCACUCUGCCGUUGAUGCGUAUAAUUUCGGAACCACAAUAUUUGAAGUAUUUAAUGGUGACUUUACGGGCGCCGACCAAGCGGGGCAGACAAAGGGCAUCCCACCUACUAUGCACGCGGCUUACAAGAGACUCGUCAACCCGAACCCCAAAGCGAGGAUCACUGUGGGGGUCUUCCUCGAGCAGGGGCUGCGAUCCGGCGCGUUUUUCGAUUCGCCCCUGAUCAAGUUAACCGAGGGAAUUGACAACCUAGGUGUCAAGUCGGAAACCGAGAGAGAGGAAUUCCUAGAUGACUUGAGCCAACUCACGGACGACUUCCCGGAGGACUUCUUCAAGAUCAAAGUGCUUCCCGAGUUGCUUAAAUCGGUCGAGUUCGGCGGUGGUGGGCCAAAGGCGUUUAGCGUUGUUAUGAAAAUCUCUACCAAGUUGACAAGCGAAGACUUCGAUGCUCGAGUGCAGCCCGUCGUCGUCAGGCUAUUUGGAAACCCCGACAGGGCGAUUCGGGUCUGUCUCUUGGAUAACCUCCCGCUGAUGAUUGACAGAUUACCUCAGAAGGUGGUGAAUGACAAAAUAUUUCCUCAAAUAGUCUCUGGCUUCUCGGACGUUGCCCCCGUCGUCAGGGAGCAGACGUUGAAGUCAAUUCUCGUAAUCAUCGGCAAAUUAUCCGAUCGUACUAUCAACGGCGAGCUGCUGCGGCAUUUGGCCAAGACGGCAAACGACGAGCAACCUGGCAUCAGAACCAAUACCACUAUAUGCUUGGGAAAAAUUGCGAAGAACCUCGGGUCCUCGUCGAGAUCUAAGGUAUUGAUAGCCGCGUUUACGCGAUCACUACGAGAUCCCUUUGUGCACGCUCGGAACGCCGCACUUCUGGCGCUAGCGGCUACUUGCGAGUAUUUUUCGGACGACGAAUGCGCAUCUCGAAUCCUACCCACGAUCUGCCCGUCCUUGAUAGAUAAAGAGAAAUUAGUUCGCGACCAGGCGAGUAAAGCAUUAGACGUAUAUCUACAGAGGAUCCGCAAGGUAGCAGCCGGGAUGCCUGAGACAGCCCAACCGCUACCGCAUGCUACCGAAGCCGCUGGUCCACGCAUGAGCACGCCGGCGCCUAGCGAUGCGGCAUCAUGGGCUGGCUGGGCCAUCUCAUCCUUUACCAACAAGCUCUCGGCCGCGUCCGGCCAGAUGCAAAGCUCUGCCGAUGGCACACCCGCGCCAUCAGCGGGACAGAGACCUACAUCACCGCCGUCCCGAGGGCUCGAUCCCAAUAGGCGAGUGGUCUCGUCAACCUCAUCAGCCUCGGCGCUCCACCGCCAGGCGGUCAAGUCUCCGUCUCCCGCACCACUCUCGCGCAACUUGUCGAAAUCCCCGGCUGACGCGUACUUCCAAGACGCCGAGCCGGCGGACGACGACGGCGACGCGUGGGGAGAUAUGGGAGAUAUGAACGAGGACGGAAGCGGCAACGACAACGGGGCCGAUAGCUUCUUCGACGCGCCCAGCGAGCCGUCACGGAAGAAGGAGAAGCCGCCCGCGUCAUCCUCCUCGCUGCCCUUCGACGACGACGGGUCGGAGCCCGACUUCGCGGGGUGGCUGACAGCCCAGGCGCACAGGAAGGGCCCCGCCGGCGGAAAGGCGCUGCCCAAGGGGCUAGGGAAGCCGCCCGCGAAGGCGACGAACGGGAAAGGCGGCGGCGGCGGCGGCUCGGCCGGCCGCAAACCGCUCACGGCGCGGCCCGCGGCGAAGCCGGUCGUGGCGAAGAAGGUCGACACGAAGCCCAAGGAGACGGACGACGACGACGGGUGGGGCGACGGGUGGUGAGGCCGGAUGUCGUCGCGGCAUCUCGGGGAGUAGCUAAGGAAACACGGCACCGUCUACGCGAAUAGGGGGUACGAGUCGGGUCUCGGUCUUGGGACUAAUUCUUUUUGUAUACUACUGAGUCUAGAGAGGCCGAUAGGCAUAGAGAGGGGGGGAUGGGGAGUAGACGGAAAACAGAAGUAUUCCCGUAUUCGACAACGCCUGGAUGGGCUCGAAUGAAAGGCGCCGGCAGGGUAUUGUAGAUACCUUAUCCACCCGCGGUGGGGUGUCGUCUUUUUUCUUUUUGCUACGUGCAUGCAUAUACCUAUAUACAUGCGAGCACAUACAGCCUGCAGGUAUGCUUGUGGGUUGGGUUAGUGAAGCAGAACCGGAGUAAUGUUGUUUCUUCCUGCUUGUCUCUCCCCGCUUGGACACGUUAUAUAUGGUGUUGGGGUUGGCGGCGCCUACUGCCUACCUACUAUACACAGAGAGGCCAUAUCACAUAUCACAUGUCAGAUUACAGGGUGGGGGUUUUAGACGGAAGGGGGCUGGCGAUCUGUAUGGGUCCGGUGUUGGGAC
This is a messenger RNA of Durotheca rogersii, 3304 nucleotides long. RefSeq names its product ARM repeat-containing protein. Gene Ontology annotation, biological process: protein phosphorylation; tRNA export from nucleus. The coding region runs from base 338 to 2749 and encodes 803 amino acids. Gene Ontology annotation, cellular component: cytoplasm. Lineage: Eukaryota; Fungi; Ascomycota; Sordariomycetes; Xylariales; Xylariaceae. The transcript has a single exon. The record is from RefSeq and is a predicted model, not a curated record. Gene Ontology annotation, molecular function: protein kinase activity; ATP binding.